CGGCGGCGGCCCGGGAGGGGGCGCGGCCCGGGUAGACGAGACAGCCCCCUCCACGGAUGCAAGCAGAAGCGGCGGAUUUGCUUCCCUCGCAGCCUUUCCAGAAGCACGUCUACUACCCGCUCGCCAACGGUCCAGAGAGCCCGGUUGCCCCUACCGCCUCUGUCACCGCUGCAGCAGGCGCCGCAGGGGCAGCCGGCAUGGCUUGUGUGCCCCCUACCGCGUCUUCUGGACCCCUGCCCUUCUUCCAGUUCCGACCGCGGCUGGAAAGCGUGGACUGGAGGCGGCUGAGCGCAAUCGACGUGGACAAGGUGGCGGGGGCCGUGGACGUCCUCACUCUGCAGGAGAACAUCAUGAACAUUACCUUCUGUAAGCUGGAGGACGAAAAGUGUCCGCACUGCCAGUCGAGCGUGGACCCAGUGUUGCUGAAGCUCAUCCGCCUGGCGCAGCUCACCAUCGAGUAUUUGCUGCACUCGCAGGAAUUCCUCACCGCGCAGCUGCGCACGCUGGAGGAGCGGCUGCGCCUGAGCUUCCUCGACUGCGAGCAGAGUAAGAAGCUGGUCACCAAGCAGGCGGGGGAGAUCAAAUUACUCAAGGAUGAGUGUAAACGCAGGAAAAAGAUGAUCUCCAGCCAGCAGCUGAUGAUCGAGGCCAAAGCCAGCUAUUACCAGUGUCAUUUUUGUGACAAGGCUUUUAUGAACCAAGCUUUUCUACAAAGUCAUAUUCAGCGCCGCCAUCUUGAAGAGUCUCAUCUUGAGUAUAAGAAAAAGGCGCAGACCGAUAAGCUUCAGGAUGAGAUCAACACGCUCAAGGACCAGCUGCAGCUCACCAAGUCUCAGCUGGAGGCGGCGCAGCAUGCCCACGCCGUCAGAGUCUCUAAGGAAUAUGAAAUGCAGAAAACAAAAGAGGAAGAAUUUGUGAGGUUAUUUGAUAGAUGGAAAGAAGAAGAGAAGGAAAAACUAGUUGAUGAAAUGGAAAAAGUCAAGGAGAUGUUUAUGAAGGAAUUUAAAGAACUAACUUCCAAGAACUCAGCAUUAGAGUUUCAAUUGUCCGAAAUACAGAAGUCUAAUAUGCAGAUCCGGUCCAACAUAGGUACGUUAAAAGAUGCACAUGAGUUUAAGGAAGACCGUCCUCAGCAUCCCCAGGAUUUCCAGAGUGUGAUGCAACUUCUUGACAGCCAGGAAAGCAAGUGGACAGCUCGACUUCAAGCACUUCACCAAGAACACAAGAAAGAAAAGGGGCGGCUCCUGUCACAUAUAGAGAAACUUCGGACCUCAAUGAUCGACGAUCUCAAUGCCAGUAAUGUCUUCUACAAGAAGAGGAUAGAAGAGCUGGGGCUGAGACUCCAGGAGCAGAAUGAGCUGAUAAUCACUCAGCGGCAGCAGAUUAAAGACUUUGCCAGUAAACCACAAAACAGUGAACCUAAAGUGAGUGCCCCUGCAGCACAGACUUUGGAUGCUAAAUCAAGCCAAACAGUAGCACAUGAACAGGCAUUCUCGUCGCACAUGCUGGAACCAAUAGAAGAACUUUCAGAGGAAGAAAAAGGAAGAGAGAAUGAGCAGAGAUUAACUAACAAGAAGAUACAUUUAAGGAAAGCUUUGAGGAAUAAUCCUUCCCUCACUAAGGAAAUAAGAGCAGUUUUAGAACAGAGUUUGGUGGAGAAACUGGAGACCUUGGGGAUUGAUGCAGAGAUACGUGGUAUUCCAAGCGAUCACUUGAAUAGAGUGCUGAGAACUGUGGAAUCGGUGAGACAUGAGAGAGAACGACAAUUACCUAACAUUCAGCAAAUUCGAGAAGUCCUUGAACAUGAAGUUAGCUGUAAAAUUGAGGAGAGAACAUUACAGUUUUCAGAUAAGUACAUUGCUGCUCAGAUGGAUUCCCUUUCAACUGGAGAAAUUCCCAAAGCUGUACAACUUCCUCGGAAAAGCAGAAAUCUGGUUAGACAAAAACCUGUUUUUACUGAUAGGACAUCUGCUCCAAAAAUCAGGAAAAAUGUAGAAGAUAAUUUUCCCAGAAAGCCUCCAACUAUUACGACUCCCCCCUUUAGUUCUGAGGAGGAAUUGGAUGAUGACCACCUUGUACAGGCGUAUACAUCCCCAGACUUGCUUCCUCUGCAGCCGAAUAAAAACACCAAGAGUAGCUUUGGGAAAAACACUGCCAAAAGUGACACUGACUGGACAGAAGGAAGUGAAAUUGAGGACUCUGAUGUUUCUCCUAAGCCUGCAGGAACAUCUAUUAAAACACUAACUGAAAAAGUUGAAAGAACAGUGUCAAAUAACAGAAAUGUUAAUAAACCGGUUGGUGGAAUUAAUGUUGCUGAGGCGUUCAUCAAAAAAGAAUUACAAGAAGAACUAAAGUGUGCAGAUGUGGAUGAUGAUGACUGGGACAUCUCAUCCUCAGAGGAAGAAAAGUCUGUGGGGAAGAACGUGGAGAAAGAAAGGAAGGAACGUCCAGUUGUGAAGAAUGAACCAAAUUCUAUCCACAUAACAAAUGCCUGGGGUGCAUCAAAUCUUACUGUGCUGAAGGGAGAAGGCCUUCAAGAAAAUGAGUCAAGCACAUUAAAAAGCAGCUUAGUGACUGUGACUGAUUGGAGCGACUCUUCAGAUGUGUAA
Molecule: messenger RNA, 2609 nt
Organism: Chrysochloris asiatica (Cape golden mole)
Lineage: Eukaryota; Metazoa; Chordata; Mammalia; Afrosoricida; Chrysochloridae
Gene: DZIP1
Product: DAZ interacting zinc finger protein 1
Exons: 19
Coding region: 57-2609 (850 amino acids)
Biological process (GO): cilium assembly
Cellular component (GO): cytoplasm; ciliary basal body
Source: RefSeq, a predicted model, not a curated record